CAGUAUUCGCUUAGUUGAGAUUUGUUGGGCGCUGCUCGAGCACGGCCCCGUUCCCGAUUUGCCUAGCUGUUAUUGUUAUUAUUUGCAACAGUUCAUUAUUGUUUUAUUCCACCGGUGUGGUUGUAAUUAACUGCGUGCGGGCGUGUUAAACAUAAUAUUAUUAUAUUAUAUUAUAAGACAGUAAAUAAUAUAAAAUCAUAGUAAAAUAUCAUUAUUGUCGGUUUAUAUUUGARUACACCUGCAUUAUAUAUAUAGAUAAUAUUAUAUAUACUUACAAAGAUCGUCGUCGAACCAGAAUAGUUUGCUCACCCGGUGCGAGAAAACAAACAGCGUACACACCGCGAUGCAUUUCGUCAACGACGUAUCCAAGUUCAUCUACAGCAGUCUCAAAAACGAAUCGAGCAGGCUUAGGAGCUAUGCGGUGAAUUGCGCUCAUAAGUAUCCAACAAAAGUUCGRGUUGUUGAAGUAGGACCGAGAGACGGUCUACAGAACGAACCGAAAAACAUACCGACAGACGUUAAAGUGGAGUUCAUAAACAGACUGUCUGCGACAGGUCUUAAAAACGUUGAAGCUACUAGUUUCGUUUCGCCGAAAUGGGUGCCGCAGAUGGCCGACCACUCAGACGUGUACAGCAAGAUCAACAAAGUGGACGGUGUGUCGUAUCCGGUGCUGGUUCCGAACAUGCGAGGUCUACUCACAGCUAUGCAACACGACGUAAAAGAAAUCGCCGUUUUUGGGUCCGCUUCCGAAGGGUUUAGCCAAAAGAACAUUGGCUGCAGCAUUGCCGAGAGCCUGGAGAGGUUCGAAGACGUUGUGUCCACAGCUUUGGACCACGGCAUCAAAGUCCGCGGAUAUAUUUCCUGUGUGUGCGGAUGUCCGUACGACGGUGCCGUGUCGCCCCAAGAUGUCGCCAAGAUGUCUGACGCGUUUUUCAAAAUGGGCUGUUAUGAGAUUUCUCUCGGAGACACAAUCGGUAUCGGUACACCGGGCACAAUUAGGGCAAUGUUACAAGAAGUCAUGGAAAUGGUGCCGGCUGAAAAUUUGGCUCUUCAUUGUCAUGACACUUAUGGACAGGCAUUGUCUAACAUACUUACUGCUCUGGAGAUGGGAAUUUCAGUAUUCGACUCUUCAGUGGCCGGUCUUGGUGGCUGUCCGUAUGCCAGAGGUGCAUCUGGUAACGUGGCCACCGAAGAUCUGGUGUACAUGUUGCAAGGAAUGGGCAUCGAAACUGGCGUAGACAUGGACUUGUUAUUGGGUGCUGGCAGGUAUAUUUGCGAAGAGCUGGGAAAAAGUACGGAAUCUAAAGUGGCCAAAGCAUUGUCUGGAAAAGAAAAACCCAUGAAAUUCUUGCAAUCCUACAGGAAUCAACCAUCAUUCAAGAACUAACGAUCUUCACAACAAUUCCAUUCCACUCAUUAGCACUCAAAAUCUCUAUUGUUUGAUGUAAUUUAGUGAACUUUUAAUUAUUUAUAUAAGACUGAAUCUAUUAUUUUUGUCGUAAAUGUGACUUUGAACGUAAUUUUUUAUAUUU
Messenger RNA from Diuraphis noxia (Russian wheat aphid), 1532 nucleotides. It is a transcript of the gene Hmgcl, whose product is annotated as hydroxymethylglutaryl-CoA lyase. Gene Ontology annotation, molecular function: hydroxymethylglutaryl-CoA lyase activity. NCBI's taxonomy places the organism in Eukaryota, Metazoa, Arthropoda, Insecta, Hemiptera, Aphididae. The record is from RefSeq and is a predicted model, not a curated record. Gene Ontology annotation, biological process: L-leucine catabolic process; ketone body biosynthetic process.